UAUUACAUGCCUAAAAGUUAAUAAUAAAUAAUACUAAUAAAAAAAUUAGGAAAGUAUUCGACGAAGUAGGAAAAACGCGUCGGAAACGGCAUUGAAUGGACGGACUAUGGCAAUCCAGUCGUUCUUCGGCGGUCUCAGACGCUUCAAGCAUCAAUUGGAAGCGACAAGUCGUCUGCCGAGGCCCAUGUGCUCGCACCGACCGUCAAUUGGUGCGUGCGGUGAACCAUCGGUCAAGACCAAGGACGACCUUAAGACCAAGAUAUUGAGGCUCAAAUAUCCCAGACGCAAUGCCACUACCGUGAUUCAGAAUUGGGUCGACCAAGGAUAUAAAGUUUCAUUUCCCGAGCUACGUCGCAUUGCCCGCCAACUGUUUGAGAUUAAGCGCCAUAACCACGCUCUGGAGAUAUUGAAAUGGAUGGAGACCCAAAGCAGUUUCCGAAUGUUGCCGGCCGACUAUAACAUUAGGCUGGCGUUGACCAUCGAAGUCAAUGGGUUGACGGAGGCUGAAGAGUAUUUUAUGAUGCAUUUGCCAAAUACGGCGUCGCGGAAAGCUGCAUUUCUUCCUCUUCUUCGCGGGUAUGUUAAGGAAAGAAACACUGAAAAAGCUGAGGCGCUAAUGGUGAGGCUGAGUGGGAUGGGGCUGAUUGUGAAUCCUCAUCCUUGUAAUGAGAUGAUGAAGUUGUACAUGGCCACUUCUCAGUUUGAGAAAGUAGGCCUCGUUAUACAGCAAAUGAAGAGAAACAGAAUACCCCUUAAUGUCCUUUCCUACAAUCUUUGGAUGAGUGCCUGUGGGCAGUUAUCUGGGGUCGCCUCCAUGGAAAUGGUUUACAAAGAAAUGGUGAGGGAUGAUAAUGCUGUGGUGGGAUGGAGUACACUUUCAACUUUAGCAAAUGUUUAUAUAAAAGCGGGGCUUUUUGAAAAAGCUAGUUUGGCACUAAGAAGCGCUGAGAAGAAGCUUUCAAAUUGUAACCGCCUUGGUUAUUUCUUUCUUAUUACUCUUUAUGCUUCUUUAAACAACAAGGAGGAAGUUCUUCGACUUUGGAAAGCCAGCAAAGCUGUGGGUGGGAGAAUCACUUGUGCUAAUUACAUGUGUAUACUCUCAUGCUUGGUGAAGCUUGGUGAUAUUGGGGAAGCUGAGAGAAUUUUUUCAGAAUGGGAAUCCGGUUGUGGUAAGUAUGAUGUUAGAGUGUCGAAUGUUCUUCUGGGCGCUUACAUGAGGAAUGGAAUGAUAGACAAAGCUGAGUCAUUACAUCUUCACACAUUGGAGAGAGGUGGGUGUCCAAAUUACAAGACAUGGGAAAUCCUCAUGGAGGGAUGGGUGGAAAGCCAAAACAUGGACAAAGCCAUCAAUGCCAUGAAGAAAGGGUUUUCUAUGUUAAAACACUGUGAUUGGAGACCAUCACAUGGUAUUGUAAUGUCCAUUGCUGACUACUUUGAGAAGCGAGGAAAUGUUAAGGAUGCAUUUCGGUAUGUUAAAACCAUCCAUGAUUUGGGUUUUGCAAGUUUGCCAUUGUACAAAUUGUUGCUCAGAAUGCUUCUUUCCGACCAGAGACCGGCUUCUGGCAUCCUCAAAAUGAUAGAGGAGGAUAAAGUUGAAAUGGACGAUGAGACGCGUGCCCUUAUCCAGGCCUUCAAUGUUUAAACAAAGUUGGUGAGGAAAUGCUAAGUUUUAAUGCCUUCCUUGUGGAGACUUUGGGUGGAAUACAUCAAGUCUUUCUUGUUUAUUUGUCAAUAUUAUCAUAAGGGGACGAAAUGACAUAAAAUACAUAAUAGCUUAUGCAAUACAUCAAAGAGUGCACUUGUUUCAGGAAGUUGGUUGCAUGUCAUUUCAACUGAGAUGAAAGCUUGAUCCUGAAGUUAUUCUUAUUUGAAUGGAAACAAUUAUGUGCAACAAAUUUGAGCAGAUUAUAUAAGAUGGCCGUUCCAUUAGUCA
Molecule: messenger RNA, 1933 nt
Organism: Ziziphus jujuba (common jujube)
Lineage: Eukaryota; Viridiplantae; Streptophyta; Magnoliopsida; Rosales; Rhamnaceae
Product: pentatricopeptide repeat-containing protein At5g27460
Exons: 3
Coding region: 107-1642 (511 amino acids)
Cellular component (GO): mitochondrion
Molecular function (GO): protein binding
Source: RefSeq, a predicted model, not a curated record